Nicotiana attenuata is the source of this 1121-nucleotide messenger RNA. RefSeq names its product triosephosphate isomerase, cytosolic. NCBI's taxonomy places the organism in Eukaryota, Viridiplantae, Streptophyta, Magnoliopsida, Solanales, Solanaceae. Gene Ontology annotation, cellular component: cytosol. Bases 85 to 849 code for a protein of 254 amino acids. Gene Ontology annotation, molecular function: triose-phosphate isomerase activity. The transcript is spliced from 9 exons. Gene Ontology annotation, biological process: glyceraldehyde-3-phosphate biosynthetic process; glycolytic process; gluconeogenesis. The record is from RefSeq and is a predicted model, not a curated record.
CUCAUUGCAUUACCACAAAGUUUUAGAUCUUUUUUCUUGCUCUGCAAUCCUCGUGAAUCCUUUGAUAUCAUCUACAUCCAACAAAUGGGCAGAACUUUCUUCGUCGGCGGCAACUGGAAAUGUAAUGGAACCAGUGAAGAGGUCAAGAAGAUAGUGUCAACACUCAAUGCCGGUCAAGUGCCAUCACAAGAUGUUGUUGAGGUUGUUGUGAGCCCUCCAUUUGUAUUUCUUCCUCUGGUCAAGAGUGAACUGCGACCUGAUUUUCAUGUUGCUGCCCAGAAUUGUUGGGUUAAGAAAGGGGGUGCUUUCACCGGUGAGGUUAGUGCUGAGAUGCUUGUUAAUCUGAGUAUUCCUUGGGUCAUUUUGGGUCACUCUGAAAGGAGGGCUAUUUUAGGUGAAUCAGAUGAGUUUGUUGGAGACAAGGUAGCAUAUGCCAUUUCUCAAGGUUUGAAGGUUAUUGCAUGUGUUGGGGAGACUCUUGAGCAAAGAGAAUCAGGAUCUACCAUUGAUGUUGUUGCAGCACAAACAAAGGCUAUUGCAGACCGAGUAAAAGAUUGGACAAAAGUGGUUAUAGCUUAUGAGCCUGUUUGGGCUAUUGGAACCGGAAAGGUCGCAUCCCCUGCACAAGCCCAGGAAGUGCACGCUGAAUUGAGGAAAUGGCUUCAAGUGAAUGUUAGUGCUGAAGUGGCUGCUUCAACCAGGAUCAUCUAUGGAGGAUCUGUAAACGGUGCAAACUGCAAGGAGUUGGCUGGACAGCCUGAUAUUGACGGUUUUCUUGUAGGUGGAGCUUCUCUGAAGCCGGAAUUCAUUGACAUCAUCAAGUCAGCUGAGGUGAAGAAAAAUGCUUGAACUCUGACCGCGAGUUGAAUUUUGCAGUUUCUGCUUUAGUCCAUGUUCUAACAUUUAUGGCAUGCAGUAGGCUUGUUUCAAGUCAAUGUUUUGUGUACUUCUUGUUGCAGCUCGAAAUUCACAUCACAUGUACAAUAAAAAUGACAUACAUUGCACUGCCCUCUACAUUUGUUGGCUGUGACAAAAUUGUUUUAUAAUAAUCUUAGAAAUUAGAGUUUGCCUAUUAUCAUGCCUGAGGGAAUGUUUCUGGAAAUACUGCUCGCUGUGUUUAA